UCCACAUGCUACUUCCUUUUCCUGCCGCCAUCGAAUCGUAGGCUUUCGACAAAGACAAAUCAUCAUGCAAAACGAAGCAGGCGAGUUCGUGGACAUGUAUGUCCCCCGUAAAUGCUCUGCCAGCAACCGCAUCAUUGGUGCCAAGGACCAUGCUUCAAUCCAGAUCAACUUUGCUGAGGUUGAUGACACCACUGGCAGGAUGACUGGGGGCUACAAGACCUUCGCCAUCUGUGGAGCCAUCAGACGAAUGGGUGAGUCAGACGACUGCCUCAACAGGCUGGCAAAACGUGACGGCAUUGUGGCCAAGAACUUCUAGAGGCUUGUCAUGUUUUGUAAAUAGAAGAAAAAUAAAUAAAUAAGUAAAACUAGA
This is a messenger RNA of Mya arenaria, 370 nucleotides long. RefSeq names its product 40S ribosomal protein S21-like. The record is from RefSeq and is a predicted model, not a curated record. Gene Ontology annotation, biological process: endonucleolytic cleavage in ITS1 to separate SSU-rRNA from 5.8S rRNA and LSU-rRNA from tricistronic rRNA transcript (SSU-rRNA, 5.8S rRNA, LSU-rRNA); endonucleolytic cleavage to generate mature 3'-end of SSU-rRNA from (SSU-rRNA, 5.8S rRNA, LSU-rRNA); translation. The transcript has 6 exons. The coding region runs from base 65 to 316 and encodes 83 amino acids. Gene Ontology annotation, molecular function: structural constituent of ribosome. Gene Ontology annotation, cellular component: ribosome; cytosolic small ribosomal subunit. NCBI's taxonomy places the organism in Eukaryota, Metazoa, Mollusca, Bivalvia, Myida, Myidae.